CUGCGAUUCAAUGAAGCCGCCAGUCAGAGCCGACGGGGCUGGGAGACAAACCCAAGCUGGGACAAUUCACGGAGCCUCCUGCCGCCGGGAUCCUCGACCACAGGGAAUAUGUAUACACCCACCGAGCAUAGAAGCCGCGUUUUUCUCCAUUAAUAAACACACAAGGAUACCUUUGCUAGCCGCUUUCAGUUUGAACUUGAGAGUUUGAUGCUCCGAAGGUUUUUUUCUGAACUUAAUGUUCCAAGUGAGAAUGAUUUUUGCUAACACUGGAAACCCACCUAGAACUUCGUAUCGCAAACAGCUACCUGCAGCUCCACUGUCCCAGCCCAUGGCUCCGCCCAGCCCCAGCACCAACAGCAGCACCAACAACAGCAGCGGCGGCUGGGACCAGCUGAGUAAAACAAACCUCUACAUCCGAGGUUUGUCCCCUUCAACCACAGACCAUGACCUGGUCAAGCUUUGUAAGACGUAUGGCAAAAUCAUUUCAACGAAAGCCAUUCUCGACAAGACUACAAAUAAGUGUAAAGGAUAUGGCUUUGUGGACUUUGACAGUCCUGCUGCAGCUCAGAAGGCCGUGGCUGCCCUGAAGACAAGUGGCAUCCAAGCUCAGAUGGCAAAGCAACAAGAACAAGAUCCAACCAAUUUAUACAUCUCCAACUUACCUUUGUCCAUGGAUGAGCAAGAGCUGGAGAACAUGUUGAAGCGAUUCGGCCAAGUUAUAUCCACGCGCAUCCUGAGGGACUCCACUGGAGUCAGCAGAGGAGUGGGCUUUGCCAGGAUGGAGUCAACAGAAAAAUGUGAGGCCGUCAUUUCUCACUUUAAUGGAAAGUUCAUCAAAACACCUGCAGGGGUUUCAGCGCCGUCUGAACCGCUGCUCUGCAAGUUUGCUGAUGGAGGACAGAAAAAGAGACAAAAUCCAAAUAAAUUUGGCCAGAAUGGUCGCGCCUGGGCUAGAGACAGCGACUGCAGACUAGCUGGAAUGACGCUCACAUACGACCCCAGUGCCGCCAUGCAGAACGGAUUCUUUCCACCACCCUACAGUAUUUCUAGCAGGAUGAUUGCUCAGGCGUCCAUGUCUCCUUACAUGUCUCCUCUUUCAACAUAUCAGGUGCAGAGUUCCUCCUGGGUGCCUCAUCAACCCUAUAUCAUGCAGCACCCAGGUGCAGUAAUAUCGCCUUCUAUAGAUCCAUCUGUGCAACUGCAGCCAACUUCCAUCAUGGCCCCUCUUUCUCAGCAAAUGAGCCACUUGUCACUGGCAGGACCAGGAUCGUUUAUGGCUGCAACCACACCAGUGCAGGGAGCGUACAUCCCACAGUACACACACAUGCAGACGGCAGCUGUUUCUCUGGAGGAAAGUAUCGGACAGUCACAAGUGGAUUCAUCUAGUAAUCAUUCCUCUUAUUCCUACCAACAAGCCAAAUAGUGCUGAGGUUACUUUGAACACUUGAACAAUGGCAAGAAAAGUUCUUAUUUACACAUACAGCGGACACAAAGGACCAUUUUCCAGGAUUUGGACUACUUUUUUUUUUUUUUUUUUUUUUUUUGCUCUCAUUUUUUAGAUGAUAUAAAAUUCACCAAAUGAAUCCUAUUCUAUUUAAAGAAGUUUUAUUUUCAUACUAGAAAUUGUUUAUUUUUACUAGGGGUUGCAACAAAAAUUCUACAAAAAGGAUAAAAAAAAUAAUGUUUCUAGUUGUAAAAAUUGCAUGCUGGUAAAAAAAAAUGUUUUUAUUUUAUUUUGAAAAUGUUGCAGUUGCUGUGUUAAUGCUUUUAUGGUGAGAUGUCUUAAAUUUUUGGUAUGUGAUUACUUUUUUUUAAAAAAGCAUCAGAAUGAUCAUAAGAUUUGCCUUAAUCGUUUCAGUCCGAUAUUUGUGCAACAGCAGAGGAGCGUUGAACAGAAAAGGUUGAGAUCUUUACAUUAAAGGCGUCCAAGUUUCCAUAGGAUAAAUAUUUACUUUUUUGAGUGAGAUUCUUUUUCAUUUUGAUGCUAAAUGUUUCCCAAACUGAAAACUGAAAGCAUCACUGACCAAACUCAGCUUUAACUUAGGAGUUCAAAUUAGAUGGAUGUGUGUGUGUGUGUGCAUGUGUGUUGCACCUUACUUUUUGUUCGGCACUUUUGAUUGUAAGAUAGUUUUGUGCUUCUGAGAAGGACCCUAAGUGACUCAGCAAAAUUAAUUUACAGUUUAAACAGCGUGCCUUUUUCUUUUUUUUUACUUUUUUUUAUGUGUCUUAAUAUGUACAUAGACAAUCAUGAAGGAAGGCCCUAAUGAGUGUUACACAAUUUUACUGAAACACAGAUUGAAAUAAAACCAAAUAGAAAAUAAAGGAAUUAGUCAUUUAUAUGGAGAGGAGACAAGAGUGAUGACUUAAAGCAAACGUUCUGACUUUAGCCUGUGGUUGGACUGGGUUUUUAGUCAGCUGACCAGUUAUCUACCUCAGUUUUUUUUUUGUUUUUUGUCCUCUAUAUUUAGGUCGGGUUAGCAGGUCCAGCCCGCCCCUCCAGACCAAACGCCACACUCAGGAGCUGGCAACACAUUUUUCUUAAACGUUGUUUGAAAUACUGUUUUAUUUUCUACAACUUGUUUGAUACGAUGUUUAGUUACAGUCUUAAGGCUACUCGAAUGUUUUGUUUUUCUCAUGUUUCAUCACCUCAGCAUAUUCUGGAUGCUGAUGCAUUUCAGAGAAGCUCGAUCGGUGAAGCUUUGAAUGAAAAUGUUCAUUGAUUUUUGUCUUGGGUCAAGAAGAAACAAAAAACAAAACAACUGCAGCAUUUUCUUGUAUUUUGCUGGAAUGAGUGAUAAAGGGCUGCUGGAACUAUACUUGAGAUUUCUGUGUAACCACUGAGGCUGAUGAAUCAAACUGUCUUUGUGAGGUUUAUGCUGCUACUAGUGUCUGAACCAAGUGCCACAGCGUCUCAGUUUUGGAUGGAAAAGGUGCACGAGUGUAAAGCAAACGCCACAUUGAUUAAGUAAAUCGAAUCCUAACUUAUGAAGAUUUGUGUAAAGUCGGCUUGAGAAUUGAGGAUUUCAUUAAGCUAUGUGAAAGUUACUUGUUUCAUUUGUGCCACUCUAAAUAAAUGUAUGUACAGUGCAAAGAUUUUUUUUCCUCUGUUCAAAAGAUUUUUCUUCCCUGGAUUGUUGCAUGAUUCUGUGCAUUUCUUUUCUUUUUUUCAAUAAAAUCAAAAAGGUGCUUUAAUUGGUUUUCUGUAAUUUAUUUGCUGCUUUAGUUAUGCUAAAAAUAAUUUGUUUAAAAAUCCUCAAUGUGCAACCCAUCACUCUAAAAAAAAUCUGCAAAAUAUAUAGGAUUCAUCUGAUGUGAAAACUGCUGAAAAAGAGACUGUCAAAAGGCAAAGAAAGGCUUUGCUGUCGGGUCAGACGGGGAGGACCUGGUGAGCCUGGUAUGAACACUGUCACACAGUAUUGUUCACAACAGUCGAGACCUGGUCAGAGUGGGUUCUGGUCUCAGAGAGCGAGCCGUAGGGCAUGCAUUGGGGCACUCACAAUAGUUUGGAUAGAGCCGUCUGUGAGCAGCCCUCCACAUGGCAGAUGGGUCCCCCCCCCCAAUGGUAUCCUGCAGAGUGUUGUGCCACCCUACGGGAAGCCCCCAGCUCCAGACGAGCAGCGAAACUCCCACUUCAGCUGUCUGUUUGUGCCACAUGCUCCUACAAGCAGUGGACUUCAAGCCUGGUUUUACUCCUUUAUUAACAACCCUCCCCUUUGCAGUUGAUGCACACCUAUUGUCUUUUACUAUCAAUUCACGGAUUGUUGUUUUUCAUUAGAGCACACCUUUACCUAUAUGUGAACAAGAAGGACAUUUGAAUCAUUGUAAAUAAAAGCUAAAUUUAUCACAAAAAUAUGAAAAUCUGUAGGAUUAAGUUAGCUGUUUACUUUGUAACAUAGAAUUAUUUUUAGUAGUGCAGCUAUGAAGUUGUAAAAUUAAUUAAAUUAAAAAAAUAUUAACAAUUUAAAAAUGUUCAUAGAGAAGUUUCACAUUUUGAAAAUCGCCUCUUUUUCCUUUUUAUAUUAUAAUAUUAUGUUGUAAUAUAUAUUAUAUUGUAACUAUGUUUUUAUUGUUUAACAUCCAUUGUAUCUGUAUUGAUUAUUCUCCAGAGCUCCCUUAAAAAAGUGGUUUUAGAUCUCAACGAGACCGCCACCCUGGCUAAAAAAAAAAAAAAAAACUAUUUUUUUUUGUUUGUGCAUUGUUUCAGAAAACACCUAAUUGUUCCAGAUUGGCAAACUAUUUGCUUUUGUUAAAUUCAAUAGAAUUUUAACAGCACAAUUAAUUGCUACUAAACCAUCUGAAAUACUGAGAAAAGAAAAACAAAAAAACAGCAAUGAUGCACAAAACUGGAAAAAUAUGAAUACAUUUCUGGUGAUGAGUUAAAGAAUCACAAUACUCUCUGAAAUAGUUUGAAACCAGGAAAAGUAAUGAUAAAUGUAAAAAAAAAA
Molecule: messenger RNA, 4445 nt
Organism: Oryzias melastigma (Indian medaka)
Lineage: Eukaryota; Metazoa; Chordata; Actinopteri; Beloniformes; Adrianichthyidae
Gene: rbms1b
Product: RNA-binding motif, single-stranded-interacting protein 1
Exons: 13
Coding region: 236-1423 (395 amino acids)
Cellular component (GO): cytosol; ribonucleoprotein complex
Molecular function (GO): mRNA binding
Source: RefSeq, a predicted model, not a curated record